AUGAGGAGCGUAAACUUGACGUCCAUGUUGCGUUGCAGGAUUGGUGGUGGUGGAUCAUCUGGAUUGACGAGCAGCCGAGGAGUGGUUCGAGGGAUGGGUAGCAGCGUGACGCGAUGGACGGCGACGGGGACGGCGACGGGGACGGGGACGGGGACGGAAAAAGCGUCGUCAGCGCUGGAUGAACUUUCGUCGUCGAUCGAGAGGCUUGCACGAACGCGGGCGGAAGCUUCGGCAGCGACGCUGUCGAAUGCAUCUGCGUCCGGCUCGGUACACAACCCGCGUUCGCCCACCAAGGAGCGUCAGACAGUCUCGGGCCGUGCGUUCAUGAACGGUCAUUACUACAACCCGUCCACUCUCACAUACGAAUCCAUCACGCAACGACCGAACCGCACAGCCCGCGCUCUGCUAGGCCCCACAAAAGCAGAAGCGCUUAAACACGAUCUUAUCCACAUCAAUCGACUCAACCCGGCGAAACCAAGCCUGCACGACGACAGCUACAAGAACGCGGCGAUCCUCGCCAACUACGUGACUGAAAUGGGCAAGAUCAUGCCGAGAGCAAGCACAGGACUGACGAGAAAGAGCCAGAGACUCGUAGGUAAGGCUAUCAGGAGGGCGAGGAGUAUGGGCCUCUUGCCCGUCAUGAGCCGCGGUGGAACAAGGAUCAGUGGCGCCGGUUGGAAGUGA
This is a messenger RNA of Mycosarcoma maydis (corn smut), 684 nucleotides long. Its product is annotated as mitochondrial 37S ribosomal protein bS18m. Gene Ontology annotation, cellular component: ribosome; mitochondrial small ribosomal subunit. Gene Ontology annotation, biological process: mitochondrial translation. Gene Ontology annotation, molecular function: structural constituent of ribosome; small ribosomal subunit rRNA binding. Bases 1 to 684 code for a protein of 227 amino acids. The transcript has a single exon. The record is from RefSeq and is a predicted model, not a curated record. NCBI's taxonomy places the organism in Eukaryota, Fungi, Basidiomycota, Ustilaginomycetes, Ustilaginales.